GCCCAUGAUUGAACCUGCUCCAAACAACAACAGCGUCUCUCGCUCGCGGCCGGAUUUAGCGCGGACUGGGGUCGCUCUGGAUCCGUAUUGACUCGUUGUGGGGUGAAUCAGAGGCUGUGGUCUGCGCCUGCAGCGGUGCAUCGUGUUUCUGUGGAUGUUUACGGCACAGACGCGGUGAGAUGAGGUGAGAGGCUGCGCCGUGCAGUAAUUUAUCGCGGUGAUGAUGGAGCCAUAACGCGGCUGAUGCGAGAGGCGGAGGGUGGGGCCACGGAGGGAGCAGACUGUCUCUGACCGCGCUGCCGCCAGUCACCGGGCCCUGCCCGCCCUGGAGAAAAGGCUGCUGCUGCUACUGAACGGAGGAUGAGCGGUCCGCGGUAGCGCGGUGCAGUCGUCAUCCUCCGCUCCAACAGGACUCAUUAUGAACGACACACAGGAAAUGUCUCCGGACUUCGUGCUGAUGCGGCUGGUGUCCGCGGCCGAGGAGCGGCUGGACGCGGAGAAUGGGAACGUCUCUGCGGUAAACGGAGUGGCGUUGGGCCACAGUGGAGGCAAAGCGGCUCUGGAGCUCAGCAGAGAGCAGGGCCUUGACAACAAAGCAGAGUCAGAGCCGCAGAGGCACGAGGGCCCCGGCUUUGAGUUCAGCACAAGCCCCGGAUUGAGGCCGCAGCUGCUCGUGUUCCCAGAGCUGGAUCUGGACCGCGGUCCCGCUGUAAACAACAACAACGGCCUGAGCGCGCAAGACGCGCAGCAUCCUCCGGACGAGCCCCCAGGCGCGGACAGAGCUACGCGGGGGGCAGUGUUUGAGCUCGCGCGGAGGUUUGGGGAGCUGCCGCGGUGCUCGUGUCAGGCCCCUCACGCACCAGGGGCCGCGGGGCCCGAGGUGGACGACCCCACGGAGACCAGUGAUGCCCUUCUCGUGCUGGAGGGCCUCGGAGGCGCACUGGACGAACCGCAAAGCGACGCGGAAGAUGCAGCGCGGCAGGACUUUCUGCUGCACAGAAAACGCGACAUUGUGCAGAAAAUGUCAGUAUCCAUCAGCAGCCUCCAAGCGGAGCUCACGCGCCAGGUGCAAGCUCACGUGCAGGGUGCAGAUGGAGGCGUGCCCUCUGACGUCACACAGGUAACUGCAAAGACUCCUGUCUCACCUGGGCUGCACUUGGCCCGUAGUCCUAGUCCAGGGCUCACGUGCAUGCCCAGUCUCACUUGCACGCCCAGGAGAAGACCCGAGCGCUGUUCGAGCGCUCCUCGGACUCCAUGCACGAGCCGUGCCGCAGCAGCAUCAGGAGAGAAAACUCUGAAGGGAAAGUCCAAAAAAGGCCUAAAGGUUCGUCUGAGUAAGCUCUUCAGAACCAAGAGCUGCAGUGGCUCCUCGCAUCUCCUGGACAAACGACCCUCCAUGACUUCAGUGUCAUCGUCCAACAGCCUCCUGGACGUGGGCGCGGAGCAGGACACAGCACACAGCCAGCCCAGACUGACCCGGGCCCACAGUGCCUUCUCUCCUGCUGCCCUCUCGGCUUCACUUGCUGCUUUUGCUGGUGAGACGGUCUCGUUGGUGGAUGUGGACAUUUCACGUAGAGGGACAAACACUCCUCACCCUCCCACGCCUCCUCCCCCUCCACGCCGCUCCCUCAGUCUUUUAGAUGAUUUUGCGGGUGCUGUACCAGUGCAGCGGGGGCCCUUCGUACUCAGUGUGAUGGGGGCAUCUCUUCAGUCCCUUCCCCUGCCCCCCCCUCCUCCUCCCUCCCUCUCCAUCCACCACAGCCUCAGCCUCAAUGACGCAUUCCUCCGAGCCCUCCCACUCUCCACCCCCUCUGCGGCUGAAGCCCCACCCCCUCGACAGGCCCCGCCCUCAGUGCUCUGUGCCCUGAGACGGUCUGAGGCCAGCAACUUUGCAGCCAGUUUACGGGAGCUUGAGAAGUGUGGCUGGUACUGGGGCCCUAUGAACUGGGGCGAUGCAGAGAUGAAGCUUAAAGGGAAACCAGAUGGGUCUUUUCUGGUGCGGGACAGUUCUGAUCCACGUUACAUCCUUAGUCUGAGCUUCAGGUCUCAGGGGGUCACCCACCACACACGCAUGGAGCACUACAGAGGUACGUUUAGUCUGUGGUGUCAUCCGAAGUUCGAGGACCGCUGUCACUCUGUGGUGGAGUUCAUUGAAAGGGCCAUCAUGCACUCCAAAAAUGGAAAAUUCCUCUACUUCCUGCGAUCUCGGGUCCCAGGUCUUCCUCCGACUCCGGUGCAGCUGCUGUAUCCAGUCUCUCGCUUCAGUAACGUCAAGUCUCUGCAGCACCUGUGUCGCUUCUGCAUCAGACAGAUCGUCCGGAUCGACCACAUCCAGGAACUUCCACUGCCCAGACCGCUGAUCUCAUACCUGAGUAAGUUUUAUUACUACGACCCGGAGGAGGAGAUGUACAUGUCAGUGAAGAAGAGUGUCCGAUCAAGUGAGGAGGCAGAGGCUGAGCCAGAACCCCAAACGUAGCACCAAACACCAACAACAGUUUGUGGAUGGAGGACUGUUGUGAUUGGUUCCCUGGCCCCGGCUUUGUCCAAUCGAGUUCCUGGAAAUGAGCGUCCCGUUUGAUUGAUACGGAUCUGCUACCUGUUGGAUUUUACCUGAGGGGUUUUGUUUUGCUGCUUUGAUACAAAAAAAGAAACUUGAAGGAAUAAAGACGUAAAAACUGAAGUGAACCCAAAGGAGCACAGAGGAUGGACAUGUUGAGACUAAAACAUGAUCGAACUUUAAGAAAAAAAAAAAAACUCUAAAAACUCUAAAAAUGCACUGGUUUCUUUGUACAAGUAAUUUCUGCUGACGCUUUCUUGUUUCCCUCCAUUUUGUCGAAGAUGAGGGUUGUUCAUUCAACAAUGACAGAUAAUUGCACAGAGGCAGGGUCUAUGGGAAAACUCAUAUAUGGCCUUUAUUAUUAUAUCUUUGAUUAUUAGGACAUUGAUUUCAGUUUCAAAGGGGCUAUAUCCAGUCCUUUCAUGUAAUAAUUUAAAAUUUGUUACCCCUCAGUACACAUAUAUUGUGAAAGCUGUAUGCAUCUAAUUAUAAAGCAUUUUUAUCAACAGUGAAACAGGAACUAAAGCUGUUGCACUGGUGCACUGUUAGCGUGUUAGUUGUUGUUAGCAGUGACAUGUCACCAAAUCUCUGUUCUGGUCUCUGAAAGUUAUGAAAAGCACUUAUAAACUCAUUGUGGUGAAUAACGAGUAUGCAAGGAAUGUAUUAAGAAAGUAUUGUGGAUAAUGUUUUGGACCACAUUUUAAAAUGAACUAGUUCUGUUUUUCACAUAUUACGAUGGCAAAAAUCAGGUACAGUGCCUUUAAGUUAUCAAUUCCUCAAGUAGGAUUUCAGUAGAUUCUUUAAGUGCAAUUUUUGUCUCCAAUGUGUGAUGUAAGAAAAAUAAAGUUGAGUAGAAAUAGCCUCCACUUAAAUAUAAACAUUGAAAAUACAUUUUAAAGUAAGACUAAUGCUAGAAAGUGAAGAUUACAGUUGGUUAAAAAUAAAAUUUAAAUAUUAAUAUAAAAAUAUAUAUAUUGUUUUUAAAUUUGAUCUGCUUUGUUUUUGUAUGAAAGACACAUUUAUUAACUCCAGCCUUAAUGGGCCAGAGGAGUAACAAAUUACACAUAACCAAAUGACCUAUACUUCCCAUGAUCCUUUGCCUCCGAGUGCAAUUAUCUGCUCCGACAAAUCUCUAGGUUUUCUCUGUUCAAAUGUCAGGUGUAUUUUGCUCAUUUGGUUCUCGGUAUCCUGAAGCUACAGCGUUUUCAGUAAAAACAUAAAAAUAAAAAUGUGUUUUGUCAUUUUUGUGGGGCCCUUCCCCAUAAUACAAUAGGUGUAGGAUCUCCCAUUUAAUUACUUGGUUAAAAAAGACCCAAACUGCUGUAUCAUCACAACCAGCCAAACACAUGAAUGAUAAUUAAUUGAUUUGGUCAUAAAUAAGUAAAUAAGAGCAUAGGUUACAAGUAAAGUCAGUAUGAAUUGUAUACUGUAUUCUCAAUUGUACUUUUGACCACCAAAUGUCCUCAAAGAAGUGAUUGAACAGAAGUAAAGCCUGGAAUAUUCCACAGUAUGACAUUACAUAUAUCUAUUUCCAUGGAGACAAGCAGAUAAUGACACCAGGUUACAGGUCAGCUCAGUGGAAAGGAAUUACACAGUAGGAUUGUUAUUUUUUAAUAAUGAAAAUAACUGUAAUUGAACAAAUGCAAGAUAAAUACUGAACAUUCCAGGCAAGCAAUAACGUAAUACAUGGAGAUAAGGUGGCAAACUCUCCAACAGAAAAGUUAUUAGUCCUUUAAUAGGAAAUCUGUUUUUGUCCCUGAAAAUGCUCCCCUCUUAAAAUCAUAUUGGCCUGAAAAUGUUUUAAACAUCAGUCAGAGAUUGUGAUCCUUUGUGAUUUCAAAUCAUGUGUCAAGAAAAUGUUUUAGUUUGAACUUUUAACCCCGCCCACUUAGUACGUUCUGCCACUGCUCCAUGAUAGGGAAUCAAUUUUCCCAUGAUUCUUAGAAACAAUGUGCUUAAUUGGAUGAAAAAAAGCGACCUGGUCAAUACAGUUCUGUAUUAACUAUUACACAAGAAAAUGCUGUGUAAAAUAAAUAGAUUAUAUUUUAAA
Messenger RNA from Boleophthalmus pectinirostris (great blue-spotted mudskipper), 4607 nucleotides. It is a transcript of the gene socs7, whose product is annotated as suppressor of cytokine signaling 7. The record is from RefSeq and is a predicted model, not a curated record. Gene Ontology annotation, cellular component: phosphatidylinositol 3-kinase complex. The coding region runs from base 419 to 2476 and encodes 685 amino acids. The transcript is spliced from 10 exons. Gene Ontology annotation, biological process: phosphatidylinositol phosphate biosynthetic process; intracellular signal transduction. Gene Ontology annotation, molecular function: 1-phosphatidylinositol-3-kinase regulator activity. NCBI's taxonomy places the organism in Eukaryota, Metazoa, Chordata, Actinopteri, Gobiiformes, Gobiidae.